Molecule: messenger RNA, 888 nt
Organism: Carica papaya (papaya)
Lineage: Eukaryota; Viridiplantae; Streptophyta; Magnoliopsida; Brassicales; Caricaceae
Source: RefSeq, a predicted model, not a curated record
CCACAACAGCUUGAAAAUGCAUAUUCCGAGAAUUAAUGGGGAAAUACCUUCAACUGAUGAAGCAAUGUCAGAUCACGAGAGGCUGUUGAACCGGUUACAGUUAUAUGGUUUUGUUGAGAACAAAGUACAAGGAGAUGGCAACUGUCAGUUCCGCGCAUUAUCAGAUCAGUUGUACAGCACUCCUGAGCAUCACAAACUUGUCAGAAGAAAAGUUGUAAAUCAGCUUAAGUCUCAUCCUGACAUAUACAAAGAAUACGUUCCCAUGGAUUAUGCUGACUAUUUGAAGAUGAUGUCCAAGAACGGUGAGUGGGGGGAUCAUGUAACAUUGCAAGCUGCUGCAGAUUCGUAUGGUGUGAAAAUAGUAGUUAUGACUUCAUUUAAGGACACCUAUUACAUUGAAAUUCUUCCUAAUGUCAAGAAGUCGAAAGGAGUUAUUUUCUUGAGUUUUUGGGCUGAGGUGCACUACAAUUCUAUCUAUUUUCAAGGAGAUAUCCCCUCAAGUGAUUUAACAAAGAAAAAGAAAUGGUGGAUUUUUGGGAAUUAGAACCUGACAUCUCUGGCUGGAUACUCCUCCCUCUUCUUGCUGCUGCUGCUAGCUGAUUUACUUGUAUAUAACAAGAUGUGAAUGUGGUGAAAAGAACACCCUGCGUUCUUAUAUUCAAUUUUUUUUACGAGCCUACAACAUUUCAGUUACUAGUUUAUUUAAAAAAAUCCUCUGAUAUAUAGUCAUUAUUUUCUUCUCAUUCUGUCAUCUUACUGUUAUACCAUAAGGUUAAUGAUCUGCUUCCUUAUAGUUAGUUAAUACAUGAAUGUAAUUAAACAGUAUUGUCAUUGACAUUGUCAUUUCUCUACUUUAUUGCACUUGUUGUAGUGUAACGCAGUGGAAAA